This is a messenger RNA of Leucoraja erinaceus (little skate), 818 nucleotides long. It is a transcript of the gene ppib, whose product is annotated as peptidylprolyl isomerase B (cyclophilin B). The transcript has 5 exons. Lineage: Eukaryota; Metazoa; Chordata; Chondrichthyes; Rajiformes; Rajidae. Gene Ontology annotation, cellular component: intracellular membrane-bounded organelle. Gene Ontology annotation, molecular function: peptidyl-prolyl cis-trans isomerase activity. The coding region runs from base 28 to 678 and encodes 216 amino acids. The record is from RefSeq and is a predicted model, not a curated record. Gene Ontology annotation, biological process: protein peptidyl-prolyl isomerization; protein folding.
CCGGUACUCCGGCAUUGGCGGCGGCGCAUGCGCGUCACUCGGAGCGGGAUGAGGGCGGCGGCGGGAGUCGCGCUGUUGGUCGCCGGCCUCGGCCUCGUGCUGCUGCUGCCCCGCGCCUCCCGCGCACAGGACGCCAAGACAGGGCCGAAGGUCACGGUCAAGGUGUAUUUCGACAUCAAGAUUGGGGAUGAGGAUGCGGGUCGUGUCGUCAUCGGCCUCUUCGGGAAGACUGUGCCCAAGACAGUGGAAAACUUUGUGGCUUUGGCAACGGGGGAGAAGGGCUUUGGUUACAAGAACAGCAAGUUCCAUCGAGUGAUCAAGGAUUUCAUGAUCCAAGGGGGAGAUUUUACCCGGGGUGACGGCACUGGAGGAAAGAGCAUCUAUGGGGAACGGUUUCCGGACGAGAACUUCAAGCUGAAGCACUACGGGAUCGGUUGGGUGAGCAUGGCCAACGCCGGCAAAGACACCAACGGCUCCCAGUUCUUCAUCGUCACCGCCAAGACCACCUGGCUGGACGGCAAACACGUUGUGUUCGGCAAAGUCAUCGAGGGCAUCGGUGUGGUGGAGAGGAUCGAGAAAGCCAAGACGGACGCCAGAGACAAGCCGCUGCAGGACGUGGUGAUUACAGACUGCGGCAAGAUCGAGGUGGAGAAACCCUACGCCAUUGCCAAGGAGUGAGGGUGUGGUGGCCGCGCGUCUCGUCUCGGCCCUUACAGAUCGUGAGCUUCCUGCCUGUGUACACGCCCAGAGAUUCCACAAACACACACUUGGCUUUGUAAAGAUGUACAACUUGUACCCCAAUAAACAGGGUUUUAUAA